AUGAGUCAAACCGAUCCUAAUGAUGCAGUGGAAGAGGAUCAUCAGGAGGAAAACGAGCUUCUUGAUCCUCAAGGAGGUUCUGAGGAUGAAGACAUGCCCUUCGAUUUUUACAUACCAUUUGCUGUGUUGCUAGGCGAAAAAAGGUGGGAUCAGCUUAUUCCAAUUGAGUCAACUCCUGAAAAAGAGCUAGAACCCGCGCCGAUCCUUUUGCCUGCGAGUCGAGUCAAAAAGGUGAUGAAAAUGGAUCCAGAUGUGAAUAUUAUAUCAAAACCAGCGCUAAAUUUAAUGACAAAAGCUACAACGUUAUUUAUCGAUUUUCUAGCAAGCAAGACUGAGGAGUGGAUGAAUAUGGACAGCGGAAAGCAAGUAAAAGUAGUUGAAUUCAACUUUGAUUCAGGUUUGUCGAAGACAUUCACCUCUUCAGUUUCUAUUAGAUGA
Blastocystis hominis is the source of this 438-nucleotide messenger RNA. RefSeq lists its product as hypothetical. Lineage: Eukaryota; Bigyra; Opalinata; Blastocystidae. The transcript has 4 exons. The record is from RefSeq and is a predicted model, not a curated record. Gene Ontology annotation, molecular function: protein heterodimerization activity. The coding region runs from base 1 to 438 and encodes 145 amino acids.